AACAUCAUGUAAAUACUAAGACGGCGUGUGCCGUCCAGGCCAGGGGAUUACCGAGACCAGUGGAGCGCCAAGGCAUCAGGUAAAUCGAGUGCACGGCUGUGUAUCGCCUGCCGUGUGAAACAGACCGACACAAUGAACGGGAUAACGGCGGGCACACGGGUAACGUUAUUUUGUACAGGACACGCAGUUCGGAAGAAACGACAGCGUGUGGGUUAAAUGCCUCACGCAGAGGUACGUGAGAACGGGCAGGGUUCGAGUGCCGACCAAGCGGCGGUUCGGCUCCGGACCGUGUUCCGCCACGGGUGCCAUUUCGGAUAAAGAGCCAAAAAUCGCACCCAGGGACACACGGACUACAUGUACAGGAUACAAAUGUACCGAUGUCCAGGGCACGGAGUAAACAGGGAACUCAGGGAAUCCGGCCUGCUGCUGGCAAAUCCCGUGCAAGGUGCCCUCUGUGUGCAGUGACCACAGGACAUUGGGAUAAAUACAUCGCACAGAACCAACCGGCGUGUAGGCGAUAUCAACGUAGGGACGAAAACCGACGCGGCGCGGGGAACGGAGCGUGCACCAGGGACCAUGUUGACCCGACUGUUCAGCGACUCGCCGCUGAUUCCCGGCCUUCAGAAGUUCGCCAGCUGGGCUGCCGAGAGCGACAGCGACGAGGAGCGGACCCGCGCCGAGGGCAAGGGCGACAUGCGCGUGUCCCGGGAGCGAGCGGCAGACGACGGCCUGAGCGCGGCCCCCGACAACGAGGGGGAAACGGCGAUGGAGGAGGAGGACGAGGAGGAGGAGGGGGACAUGGAGGAGGAAGAUGGCGCCAGGCCCCGGAAAAGGGGUCCGAAGCGGAGGAAGAUGACGAAGGCGAGACUGGAACGCUUCAAACUGCGGCGCCAGAAGGCGAACACCCGGGAGCGGAACCGCAUGCACGACCUGAACUCGGCGCUGGACAACCUGCGCAAAGUUGUCCCGUGUUACUCCAAGACGCAGAAACUUUCCAAAAUAGAGACGCUGCGCUUGGCCAAGAACUACAUCUGGGCGCUGUCGGAGAUCCUACGCUCGGGGAAGAGGCCGGACCUGCUGUCCUACGUACAGACCCUGUGCAAGGGUCUGUCCCAGCCCACCACCAACCUGGUGGCCGGCUGCCUGCAGCUCAACUCCAGGAACUUCAUCACCGAGCCGUCGCAGGACGCGGCGCGCCUGCACGCCGCCAACAACUCCUUCGCUCUGCACCCGUACACCUACCCGUGCGCCCGGCUGCCGAGCCCGCAGUGCCCGCCCGCCGCCAUGGGGAGCACCCACCCGCUGCGCUCGCACCCCUACUGCUCCUCCUUUGAGCACCUGUGUGGGGGCGUGUCCCCGGACUACCCCGGCUCCGAGCUGGAGGCGCCACUCAGCCCCUCGCUGUGCGCCGACAGCAGCUACCCGCUGAAGCCGGACUCGCCCCCGGACCACGACAAGGCCUAUCACUACACCAUGCACUACUCGGCGCGGCCUGGCUCCCGCGGCCCGGCCCACGGCCUGAUCUUCAGCAGCUCGGCGCUGCGCAGCGCGCUGCACUCCGACAACCUCACGCCCUACGACACGCUGCUGCAGAGCGACAGGGCGCCGGGCUACGAGGAACUCAACACCUUCUUCCACAACUAGGCGAGGAAGACUUGUUCGAGGGCCGUUAGCCCUCGGCAGAUUCGCAAAGGCGAGGGACCGGAGCGGACGGACGGCCGAGCGCAGACUCCGCCGCUGGGCCUGACGUGAUUUGACCGCGGGAGAGGUGUGGGCGCAACCCAAAGUGUUCAAAGUGCUUCCGAAAGCUGUGUCGGAUGCGAAUGGUCAGCUGUGUGUGUCUGUGUGUAGCGAGCCCGUCCCUACGGUUGUGGCUCGGCUCUCGAGGUUGUUUGGAUACAGAGCGCGGAAGAUUGCCCGCGGCGACCUCCGGUAAAGCAAUAACAGAAAUCUAUGCAAGUGGCGUUACAGGAUGAUUCUGUCAGCCGGAGCCGCACUCGGACAGGAGCUGCCGAUCACCUUCUGUUCUGGACCCGAGUUUCAAUCAGAUGCUGCUCGCGGCAACUCAAACAGAAACAAAUUCUAUUUAUUUUCCAGCAACCUUCUGGGAAUUUUCUACCGAUGAAGGGACAAGUUUUGUUACAGAUUUUUUUGUAAGAUGCGUUUUGAGAAAUCUCUGACUGUGCAAAGGAGAAUAUCUUCCACGGAACGUCGCAGCCGGCGCUCGCACUGCAAAUACUUCCAGGUUCUCAGAUUUCAACAAAAAUAACCGUCCCCUUAUUCCGUUUUAUCCACUCGCACCGCGUCCCGCUCUCACUGCUCACCCCGCAGUAGACGGACAACCUCUGGGGUCCUUCACACCCGGCUCGGCCUGGCCUGGCCCGGCCCGCCGGCCUGAGGGCACAUUGCACCCGUGUGCGGAAAGUUGCCGCCGAGUUACAGUCAGGCCCGUGACACCGAACCCGUGUCCGUCACCGGCAGCGGUCUCCUGGCCACGGGGGUUCAAAGUGCAGCCUGGAAUGGCUGACUUUAGCCUGCCGUCGCCGGGUCCCGGAGCAAAAGGGCCGAACCCGCAGACUCGGUCACUCCGAUCGAGGAUGAAUCCGAGGGCCGUGCAGAGACAGAGGGAGAGGGAGCGACUCGGAACACGGGGCAAGCUCCUGGCUUUACCAUCCGGAGAGGGGGAGCGGCGGGAGGUGGGGGGGGGGGGGGCUCUCAGUCUGUGAGAGGGGCUCAGGGUGAGGGUUUAGGACUUUGUUAAUGUUGGGUAACCCGAGGUCAGAAAUGUACAACCGCUGAGUUGCCAACAACUCUCUCUCGCUCGCUGCCCUUCCGUUCCCUGUCCCUGCUCCUCCGUGUCGCCCCCACCUCUCCCGCCCCUCCCUGCCCCUCACCCUGUCACUCCCCCUUGCCUCUGCACGUCCGCUCCCACAGCGCGCUGACACGAGUUUGACAGUGACUCUGUCCGGAGCUGUAUGCUUAUUCUCCAUUCCCGAGAGCUGUUCUUUGCGCGUCAGUGGGGAGCGGGAGGCGGAGGGAGAGCGGAUGGCGGUGCCGGGCCACUCCGCUCCCCACCGCCUCCCCCCCCCCCCCCCCCCCCACGACAGGCCGCCCGUGGGACACCGAGAUUUCACUUGGGAAAUACACCUUCUCCUUGGGUGACAUGUCCAUGAUUUCAGCUGAGCGAUGCCCCUUACAGCCCGCGCCGGGACAGCGGCGAGCCUUAGCGCCGCUCCCGACACGGAUGCUGCAGAUUCUCCCGGUGAACCGGCGGCGCUUCGCGUCCACCCCAACCUCUGGUGGCCGCUGUCUCUGAGUUGCUGGGUUGAGGUGUGAGUUGAGCUGUGGCGGGCCGUGGAACCACGGUUCUCUGCUCCUCUGAGACCAAUAUGGACCUUUGAUAUUUACACAAUGACCCUGGCGCACAUCAUCAGCUCCGAGGAGGCAGUCCCCGGCCCCAGCCCCGGCCCCGGCCCCGGCGGGAGGAAUAACCCGGCGGAUCCUUGGUUUGAGAAUCCUCGCGCGAAUCCUGUAACACUCGAUCGCAUUGGGGUUGGUUACCGGGUCACACUGGGAGAUUUCGUUAUAUUGAGGAGCGCGGUCGGCAAGUUUAUCGCUGGGUUUGCACCGAGUUGCUUUCUUUGUUUGAAAUGGGAACGAAAAUCCCGCGGCGACUCUGUCUGAACUGGCCAAAAGUGAAAUAAGCAACUUGUCCGCCUGCAGCUCCGAGUAACGGCGAUGGCAUUCAGACCUCCCUCAACAAGUCCCUGUGCGACAGGCAGUGAGUGCGGCCAAGGAGGGAAGGUCUCCGCGGAACGGGCCCCGCCAACUGAUGGGAGAGAACGGAUGGAAGGGGAACUGGGCGAGGGCGCCGCGCUCUCGGGCACUCUCUCGGCUUGGAGAGACUGUAGACACCGUCUCCUCUCCUGACCCCAUCAAUGUAACAAUGCGGCACAAGCCGUUACCGCGUCGAGGCAGGUUUACACUCGAACUGUAUAUAUUAUUUAAUGUGUAUGAAUAUUACAGGAUUAUGCACUUAAAUAUGUUUACAGCUACAUUUUGCACAGACUAUAUUUAGUUGGAUUGUUUCGUGUUCUGCAUGGUUGUGAUAAUAUGUCCAGCUAUCAUCAUCAAUUCGGACGGCGCUGAUCCCGGCGGCGGUGGGGCCCCAGCCGGGACGAUUUGAACUGCAAAUAAACCUCCAGACCCGGUGCGGUCUGAGGCCGGGGGUGGGGGGUGCAGUGUGUGCUCUGCCCAGCGAUGUGCGAACUGUUGGUGACUUCCCACUGAGCGCGACCCCCGCCUGUCGCAUCUCCACAGAAUGGGGGCUCAAGGAGGUGAUCCGAGCCCUUCCCGCGGUUCAGACGCUCUCCGCUUCGCACCGAGCGCGACCUUUCGUUCCCCGGAUUCUGCAGCCUUUAGGUCGGCAGAUUUUGUACAUUGGUGUUUGAUGUUUAGAUUCCUCGAGCCUCGUCGUCUGGUGUAUCUGCACAUAACAAUGAGCUGUGAGUUCUUUUGUAAACGGUUAGUUACUAACCCGACCCGUUUGAUAUUACGAUGCCCUCUGCUUUCUUGCCUUAAUUCUGAAGAUGUAAAGUUGGAAACUCUGUGCGUUGUGCGUCAUGUUCCCGAUUCUGAAAUUUCUUGCCAUGAAUUCUGAUGAUUUUUAAGAUCAGAGUCGAUCACUGUGCUUCCUACUGACGAAUAAAAUCUGGGAGUGAAUCCUCCACUG
This is a messenger RNA of Pristis pectinata (smalltooth sawfish), 4732 nucleotides long. It is a transcript of the gene neurod2, whose product is annotated as neuronal differentiation 2. Gene Ontology annotation, molecular function: protein dimerization activity. NCBI's taxonomy places the organism in Eukaryota, Metazoa, Chordata, Chondrichthyes, Rhinopristiformes, Pristidae. Bases 577 to 1644 code for a protein of 355 amino acids. The transcript has 2 exons. Gene Ontology annotation, biological process: regulation of DNA-templated transcription; nervous system development. The record is from RefSeq and is a predicted model, not a curated record.